GAAGACGAGCGAGAGUCGGCGGUGGCCGGAACCCGCGCCCCGCGCCCGCCCGCCCGCCGCCAUGGGACCCCGCAGUGCUCCGGGACGGCGCCUCUGAGCCCUCGAGCGCGGCAGCCGGGACCAUGAGGAGCGAUCGAGGCCGCCAGGGCGGCGGACGGGGCCCCAAGAACGCGGGCGCCGGCCUCAAGUACAACUCGCGGCCGCAGAGCAUGAAUGGCUUCGAGGAAGGCAUCGAGUUUCUGCCAGCGAACAAUGCCAAGAAGGUGGAGAAGCGCGGCCCCAGGCGCUGGGUGGUCCUGCUGGCACUGCUGGUCGGGUGCCUGCUGCUGGCGCUAGCCACGGGGCUGCUGGUGUGGUGGCACCUGCAGAACCCAGAGGUGCAGGAGUACAAGGUUUUUAACGGUUACCUUCGGAUCACUAAUGAAAAUUUCCUGGACGCCUAUGAGGACCCCAACUCCACUGAGUUUGCUAACCUGGCUCAGAAGGUGAAGGAAGCGCUGAAGGUGCACUACAGCCGGAUCCCCGCACUUGGCCCCUACCACAAGGCAUCAGAGGUGACCGCGUUCAGCGAGGGCAGCGUCAUCGCCUACUACUGGUCGGAGUUCAGCAUCCCCCAGAAGCAAGUACGGGAGGCCGAGUUGGCCAUGGCCGAAGAGCGUGUGUUCGUUCUGCCGCCCCGUGGCCGAAACCUCUACAGCUUUGAGCUCACGUCCGUGGUGGCCUUCCCCACUGACCCCCGGACCAUAGCAACCAGACAGGACAACAGCUGCAGCUUUGCCCUGCACGCCCAAGGCCGAGAGCCCCAGCGUUUCACCACGCCAGGCUUCCCCGACAGCCCAUAUCCCGCUCGAGCCCGCUGCCAGUGGGCGCUGCGCGGGGACGCCGAGUCGGUGCUCAGCCUCACCUUCCGUAGCUUCGACGUGGCACCCUGCGAUGGCUCCGGCAGCCACCCAGACCUGGUUGCAGUGUACGACGCUCUGAGCCCCAUGGAGCCCCGUGCUGUGGUUCAGCUGUGUGGCACCUUCUCGCCCACCUACAACCUGACCUUCCUCUCCUCCCAGAAUGUGCUGCUUGUCACAUUGGUCAUCACCACAGAGCGCCGGCAUCCUGGCUUCGAGGCCACGUUCUUCCAGCUGCCCAAGAUGCACAGCUGUGGAGGCUCCCUGCGAGGUCCUCAGGGGACAUUCAGCAGCCCCUAUUACCCGGCCCACUACCCCCCCAACACGGACUGCACCUGGGACAUCGAGGUCCCUGCAGACCGCGUGAAGGUCCUUUUCACAUUCUUCUUCCUGCUCGAGCCUGGUGUGGCCCUGGGCAGCUGCACCAAGGACUACGUGGAGGUCAAUGGGGAGAAGUUCUGUGGGGAGAAGCCCCAGUUCGUAGUGGCCAGUCAGAGCAACAAGCUCACGGUUCGCUUCCACUCGGAUCAGUCGUACACAGACACGGGCUUUCUGGCUGAGUACCUGUCCUUCGACUCCAGUGACCCCUGUCCUGGGAAGUUCAUGUGCAACACAGGCCGGUGUGUAGAGAGUAGGCUGCGCUGCGAUGGCUGGACUGACUGCUCUGACUUCAGUGACGAGCUUGGUUGCAAGUGCAACGAAACCUAUCAGUUCACAUGUGCAAAUAAGCUAUGCAAACCCCUCUUCUGGAUGUGCGACACCGUCAACGACUGUGGGGACAAUAGUGAUGAGCUUGCGUGCGCUUGUCCAGCUGAGAACUUAAAGUGUAACAAUGGCAAGUGUGUCCCGAAGACGCGGCAGUGUGACGGCAAGGAUGACUGUGGGGAUAGGUCUGACGAGGCCAACUGUAAAAGAGUGAAUGUGGUCACUUGCACCAAAGACACCUAUCGAUGCAACAAUGGGCUGUGUGUGAGCAAGGCCAACCCCGAGUGUGAUGGGAAGAAGGACUGUAAUGAUGGCUCAGAUGAAAAGAACUGUGACUGUGGGAUUCGGCCCUUCACCAAGCAGUCCCGUGUGGUCGGGGGCAAGAAUGCAGAUGAGGGCGAGUGGCCAUGGCAGGUCAGUCUCCAUGCCCAGGAUCAAGGCCAUGUGUGUGGCGCCUCGCUCAUCUCACCCGACUGGAUGGUAUCUGCCGCCCACUGCUACACGGACGAAAGUGGCUUCAGUUACUCGGAUCCCAAGAAGUGGACGGCCUUCCUGGGCCUGCACGACCAGAGCAAGCGCAACGCCGCGGGGGUGCAGAAGCUGGGGCUGAAGCGCAUCAUCCGCCACCCCUCCUUUAACGACUACACCUUCGACUAUGACAUCGCGCUGCUGGAGCUCGAGAAGUCUGCCGAAUACAGCAGCACGGUGCGGCCCAUCUGCCUGCCCGACACCACGCACUCCUUCCCCACGGGCAAGGCCAUCUGGGUCACCGGCUGGGGCCACACCAAGGAGGGAGGCUCCCCAGCUGUGAUUCUGCAGAAGGGGGAGAUCCGUGUCAUCAACCAGACCACCUGUGAGAAGCUGCUGCCGCAGCAGAUCACACCACGCAUGAUGUGUGUGGGCUACCUCAGCGGGGGCGUGGACUCCUGCCAGGGUGAUUCUGGGGGUCCCCUGUCCAGCGUGGAGGCCGAAGGGCGCAUUUUCCAGGCAGGUGUGGUAAGCUGGGGUGAUGGCUGCGCGCAGAAGGACAAGCCUGGCGUAUACACGAGGCUCCCCGUGUUUCGGGAGUGGAUCAAAGAGGAGACCGGCGUGUAGAUGCCCAGCUGAGAACAGGAUGGCCCGCUGCACCCCUGCCUCGGGCCCCAGCACUGAACUGAACCCCCAGGACUCUGGAGAGCCAGGCGGGAAGAGCCACCAUGUACUGGACAGCUGUGAAGACACAGCCCCUUCCUGCAGAGGGUCUUACCCCGGGAACCCCUGUAGACGGGGAUGUGGGGUGGGGUCUAAGGAACCCCAGAACAGGACUCUGGGAACAGAUGGGGCCAAGCUGGGACUCUGGCCCAUUGGGAUAUGUGCCUGUGUGAGGAAUACACUUCCUUUCCAGGGAA
Molecule: messenger RNA, 2992 nt
Organism: Suncus etruscus (white-toothed pygmy shrew)
Lineage: Eukaryota; Metazoa; Chordata; Mammalia; Eulipotyphla; Soricidae
Gene: ST14
Product: ST14 transmembrane serine protease matriptase
Exons: 19
Coding region: 123-2699 (858 amino acids)
Biological process (GO): proteolysis; acrosome reaction
Cellular component (GO): membrane
Molecular function (GO): serine-type endopeptidase activity; protein binding
Source: RefSeq, a predicted model, not a curated record